AUGGACUACUGCGACUUGCCGAUCGCGGCGUUGGUCAGUCGCGCUUGGUAUGCCCGCUCCACCCACAACCUGUAUUAUGUCGUUCAUAUCAAAUCCCGCAAAUCAUUCAACUCAUUGGUCGAGCAAUCACGCAGGUCGCCCCGCGUAAAGCAAAUGCUCACGACCACGCAUCAACUGCUAGUUGCCCAUGAGGACCGGCGCUCACAACAGAAGCCAUUUCUGGACGCUCUGCCCCUAGUCUUUUCCAACGCGCUGCCCUUACUGGAGAUCCUCACGAUCAACGCCGCCCUACGACCUUCUAUGCACCCGACCUUCUUCCUCGCGCUCUCGCAUUUCGAGCGUCUGGUAACAUUGGAGUUGUAUCGCGUGGAGCUGUGCAAUAUCACCGAACUGCGCCGGAUCGUCCGCGCAUUUCCACGCUUGGAAGAACUUGGUCUCGAUAGCGUGACAAUGAUGCAAGCGUACCCUCCCAACAACGGCUCACCACAUCUAGCACGACCCAGCUCGUGCCUGCAGUCCAGUAUCAAGCUUCAACGCCUUCAGAUUGGAGGAUCAUCCGGCAGUCAUAAUCUCCUUGCCAAUGUGGCCCUUCGUGAAGUGACGCUUGCAUUGUACGCCAUCAAUGACCCUGAGGAUCCCCAAGACGGUUGGCAAUCGAUGGCGGACAAACUUCGUGUGACGCUCUCCACAGUCCGGAGCCAUCGUCUCGAGCACAUCACCGUCAACUUCUGGGUUGAUCUUAUUCUCCCGGACCACUAUCUUCGGAAAGGGUGGCUCGAACGGACCCAGAAGCAAUUUACUGCAGACAUGCACAGCCUGCACGAGGUCAUGGCGCGGCCGUACUUCGACGCGUUGAAGAGCGUCGACGUCAGGAUAGAUGCAAAGUAUGUCUUGCGUAGACUGCCACUCUCGAGCGAGCAGCGGAUCCGCGAAACAGCCCGGGAGCUGGUCGUUCCUAGUUUCCGGAAUUGGCUGCUCAAUGGCUCUAAUGAAACGCAACCGACGCCCGAGCUAUCUAGGCGAUAUACUCGAGCCGUAUUGGUUUACAUGAUCGGUGGUCACGUCCAGUACGAAGCAACGUACCUGAAGGAAUCGACGUUUCUGUCUCACAAGCAUGUUAUGCAGCGCGCAUCCGGCUCUUGUCCAAGUUCUACCCAAUCCAUCAAUGUUCAGUAUGCACCUUGCUGA
Messenger RNA from Rhodofomes roseus, 1188 nucleotides. RefSeq lists its product as uncharacterized. NCBI's taxonomy places the organism in Eukaryota, Fungi, Basidiomycota, Agaricomycetes, Polyporales, Fomitopsidaceae. The record is from RefSeq and is a predicted model, not a curated record. The transcript is spliced from 5 exons. The coding region runs from base 1 to 1188 and encodes 395 amino acids.